Molecule: messenger RNA, 662 nt
Organism: Prorocentrum cordatum
Lineage: Eukaryota; Dinophyceae; Prorocentrales; Prorocentraceae
Source: the annotation of a GenBank genome assembly
AUGGAUGACCGCGCUCCCCUUCGGGCUAGCAGCGUCAGACCAUCAAGCACGCAAGAUCACCAUCGCCUCGGCGGAGCCCGUGGAUAAUUUCGGAAAGGCCAUUCCGAUUGCUUUUCCCUCGAUGCGUCGGAUUGCGGCGCUGUUUACCCCAAUGCAAUGCAAUUGCCCCGUGCUCACCGCGAUUGCAUUUGUGGCUUCAGCAGUUAUCGGCGCGACUGAGGGCGCGGCGGUACCCAUGCGUGGCGAGCUCGCCGCAGAGGCGGUCAAGCAGGCAGCUGCUGCGGGCAGCGGCGCGCAUGUUGCACCGUCUGGAUUGGGUGGCCAGGCGGGGCCCCCUUCCCUCCCAGAGCCGGAGUCCGAACCGCUUCUUCAAGCAGUGCAAUCCAACGCGGAGCGCGCGUUUAGUUGCGCCCGCGCGAUCAUCACUCGCAGCGUUUGGCCUGUCAAGAAGGACUUUUGCAGCGUCGACAAGUGGCAGAAUUCCGUCAAUUAUAGGGGCCUGGCCCUUUCGGUGGCAGCGCCGCUGGCCAAUCCUACCAACUACCACACGUAUCUGGCCAUUGUGGCUCAGCCAUUGCCGCUGGCCAUUUUCCGGCAUUCACGGGCCGUGGCGCCCCGCGCUUUCAAGAUCGCUCCGGGCGCGCACCUCGCGGCGCUGCGCU